AUGCAAUCAAUUCAACAACAACAACAACAACAACAACAAUUAAACGGAUUCACCGUUUUCGUUGGACACAUCCCAAGUUCAAUGAAUGAAGAAGGUGUCUCAAACAUCUUUGGUAAAUUCGGUAACAUUAUUGAUAUCACCAUCAUUAAAGAUAAAAGAACUAAUGUUUCAAAAGGUUGCGCUUUUAUUACCUUUUCAACUAAAGAAGAAGCUGAUAUGGCUAUUAAUACCGUCAAUGAAAGCAAUACUUUCCUUGAAAAUAUGAAUAAACCAUUACAAGUUAAAUAUUCAGAUAAUGAAAUUGAAAAAAUGGAAAGAAAACUUUUCAUUGGUAUGUUAGGAACAGCCGAUGAAGAUCAAGUUCGUCAAAUUUUUGGUAACUUUGGUAUAAUUGAAGAAUUAACUGUUGUCAGAGAAAAAGAUGGUAAACCAAAAGGUUAUGGUUUCAUUAAAUUUUCAACCAGAGACGAAUCUGAAAAUGCUUUAAGAGAACUUGAUCAAAAACACACCGUUCCAGGUUCAAAUUUACCAUUAAUUGUUAAAUUUGCUGACACUGAAAGACAAAAGCGUAAGAAGUUACUUGGUCAACCAACUCCACAACAACCAUCAUUCAGUUUUUAUCAACAACAACCACCACAAACUGGCUAUCCAUUUUUCUAUGGUCAAAACCAACAAAUGGCCCAAGCUAUGAAUGGUUACCGUAAUUACCAACAACCAAACAUGAAUUUUGGUAUGAUGCAAAAUCCAGCUUUUGAUUAUUCACAACAACAAAACCAACAACAACAACCAUCAGAAUCAAAUGAUUUAUUCAUUUAUUACCUUCCAUUCACUUAUGGUGAUGAAGAAUUAAAACAACUUUUCUCUCCAUACGGUAAUGUAGUUAGCUCUAAAGUUUUCAUUGAUAAGAAUACCCAACAAUCAAAAUGUUUUGGUUUUGUAUCAUAUGACAACACUCAAUCUGCUAUUCAAGCCAUUCAAGAAUUAAAUGGUCGUGCAAUUGAAGGAAAGAAACUCAAAGUUAAUUUCAAAAGAGAAAAACAAUUUUAA
This is a messenger RNA of Dictyostelium purpureum, 1047 nucleotides long. RefSeq lists its product as uncharacterized. Bases 1 to 1047 code for a protein of 348 amino acids. Gene Ontology annotation, molecular function: RNA binding. NCBI's taxonomy places the organism in Eukaryota, Evosea, Eumycetozoa, Dictyosteliales, Dictyosteliaceae. The record is from RefSeq and is a predicted model, not a curated record. The transcript has 4 exons.